UGUGGGCCGCGGCCGGUGAGCCGCAGCUGCCAUCUUGGCGAGCGGCGCGGCGGGGCCUGUGCGGGGCGGCAGGCGCCAUGGGCCGCUCUCGGAGCCGCAGCUCGUCGCGCUCCAAGCACGCCAAGAGCUCCAAGCACAACAAGAAGCGCAGCCGCUCGCGCUCGCGCUCGCGCGACAAGGAGCGGCCGCGGAAGCGCUCCAAGUCGCGGGACGGCAAGCGCGGCCGGCGGCGGGAGUCGCGCUCGCGCUCGCGCUCCACCACGGCGGCGGCGGCGCGCAGGGAGCGCGAGCGCGAGCGGGAGCGCGCGUCGCCGCCCGACCGCAUCGACAUCUUCGGGCGCACGGUGAGCAAGCGCAGCAGCCUGGACGAGAAGCAGAAGCGCGAGGAGGAGGAGAAGAAGGCCGAGUUCGAGCGGCAGCGCAAGAUUCGGCAGCAGGAAAUAGAAGAAAAGCUCAUCGAGGAAGAAACAGCACGAAGAGUGGAAGAGUUGGUGGCCAAGAGGGUGGAGGAAGAGCUGGAGAAGAGGAAGGAUGAGAUCGAGCGCGAAGUGCUCCGGAGAGUGGAGGAGGCGAAGCGCAUCAUGGAGAAGCAGUUGCUCGAAGAGCUCGAGCGACAGAGACAAGCUGAGCUUGCAGCCCAGAAGGCCAGAGAGGAGGAAGAGCGGGCAAAGCGUGAGGAGCUGGAGCGAAUACUGGAAGAGAAUAACCGAAAAAUCGCAGAAGCACAAGCCAAACUGGCCGAAGAACAGUUGAGAAUUGUUGAAGAACAAAGAAAGAUUCAUGAGGAAAGGAUGAAACUAGAGCAAGAGCGACAGCGUCAGCAAAAGGAAGAACAAAAAAUGAUCCUGGGCAAGGGGAAGUCCAGGCCCAAACUGUCCUUCUCGCUAAAGACCCAGGACUGACCGCAGACUCGGAACUUUCACAAAGAGAAAUGGAAAAACUUUGUAUGGUAGCUUCAUGUUGAAGUGGUUUUUUUUUUCGUUUGUUUGUUUUUGUUUUUUUAAUUUGGAGAAUCUGGAAAGUUAGCUUGUUCUACUAGGGGCUGUGCUCUGCAACCCGCUCCCGCCCCGCCCCCCUAACCUGGACAGGUCAAAGCCUUAUCAGAUCAUUGCCGCCUGCUCGGAGGGACAGAGUUCUCUCCUGGGCGUCUCUGACCUCCGCCGGGCGGUCUCCGGGGCAGCAGACCACUGUGGGGGCCGGGGAUGGUCUGAUAAGGUUUUCACUGCCCCUUGACUUCAGAGUCAUACUCUGUUCGCCACGUCACGAUGCUGGUUUUGCUGACUUUUUGUUUUUUUAUAUAUUUUAUAAAAAAAGAAAAAGUUGGUCAUUGCAUUUCUGGGCCUGCGUGGGGUGUUGUUAAGCCGUGUCCUCUGAUACUGUUGCUCUUGAUGUCCCCGAUGAUACAGGUAAGGAAAACGUGGGUCAGAUCGGAUACAAAUAUAAACAGUUCAGUAUUGUCUCUGUUCAGUUUGUUUUUAUUUCAUUGACAAAAUCAAACCAGCAUUCCCCACUGUGUAAAUAAAUGAUUUUGCUGAAUAAAGUAAAGUCUUAAAUUCA
Molecule: messenger RNA, 1557 nt
Organism: Sorex araneus (European shrew)
Lineage: Eukaryota; Metazoa; Chordata; Mammalia; Eulipotyphla; Soricidae
Gene: ARGLU1
Product: arginine and glutamate rich 1
Exons: 4
Coding region: 78-902 (274 amino acids)
Cellular component (GO): nucleoplasm; mitochondrion
Molecular function (GO): cadherin binding
Source: RefSeq, a predicted model, not a curated record